CUUGUCACCUGUCCUGUCAACAGAUCAGCGUCCCCCAACCGCGUCUAGGCACAAGAGGCGGCUGGAAAGAGUGAAUAGAACCAAGAAGCCACAAAUAAAUUUGGCCAUAUUGUUUUCUGGUGAGAGACAGCAACAGGAGUGAGCAGUGAAGAUGCCUCCUUUGCAAAUGAUCCUGGUGCUGUAUCUGAUGGGGAUAUUCCCAGGAGACCUUCAGGUCCUCUGCUUUCCCAUCCAGAGAAGAGACCUAUUCCCCAUCAAAGAGUCCACACUCGACAUGGCCUUGACCUCUUUUGAUGACCAGUACAAGGGAUGUUCGGAUCUGAUGGAGGCUGAGCUGGCGGAGAUAAACCGGACUGAGUUUACCAGCAACAGAAUCUAUGCUGAGGUGUGGGGGGAGGCAGCCUCUAGGUGGGAGGAAAGGAAGUUCUCUUUGCCCCCAGGCCUUAAGCCGGAGUAUGCCAUUGCAAUCAUGGCCUACACCAUCCAAGGGCGCUUCCCCAGCAAUUUCAACACAGCAGUGAGGGAAGCUGGGCGCACCAGAGACUAUUACCUCAACCACUUUCACUUCAAGACCUUCCACUUCCUUCUGACCAGAGCCCUUCAUGCCCUGGGGAUCACCUCCUCCCCAAGGUGCCAGAAGGUGUAUCGUGGGGUCAGGAACAUCCGCUUCACCUCCGAGCGCCUCAAGCAAGUCCGCUUUGGACACUUCACCUCCUCGUCCCUGAGAAAUGAAACUGCCCUGCAGUUUGGAACAGACACCUUCUUCACUAUUCAGACCUGCUAUGGGGUCAACAUCAAGAAUUUCUCCUUCUUCCCAGGGGAAGAAGAGGUCCUCAUCCCCCCCUUUGAGAAGUUCAAGGUGACUAAUUUCACCAAGGCAAGAGAGACAACCUUCAUCCAGCUCAUCUCCAUUGAAGACUCCAGCUUCUCCAAUUGUGUCUUUGUGAAAGAGAAAAGGUGCAAGACACGAAGAUGCAGUUUCACCUCAGGUGUGAAUCUGAGCCAUUUAUCUGCUCAUGUCCAAACACCCUUCUUUCUCUGGGGAUUCCUUCUCAUUGCUGGUGCCCUCGCAUCCCCAGGCAUCAUCUGACCUUAGCAACAAAAUCUCAGUCUCUCAAUACUUUGCAGAAUCCUCUACUGGGAGAGGGCAAAAAGGAGAAAACUGUGUGUGCGAAUUUCAGCCUUUGCUUUAAUUAACAGCACAGAGUGCCGGCUGCAAAUAAGGCAUUUUCUAGCUCAAAGUGUGUCGCUGGCUGGAGCGUCAGGGUCUGCUUUCAUUAUCCAGUUGCUGUUGCUGUAGCAAUUUAAAUGGUGUAACUGUGAAGUCAGAGGUGGAAGAACCUGUGGGCUGCCACGUAUUGUUGGACUACAGCUCCCAUCAUCCCUGGACCUUGGCCACGCUGGCUGGGGCUGAUGUGAGUUGGAGUCUAGCACCAUCUGGAGGGUUUUGUUGUUGUUAUGUGCCUCCAAGUCGACUACGACUUAUGGCGACCCUAUGAAUCAGUGACCUCCAAUGGCAUCUGUCAUGAACCACCCUGUUCAGAUCUUGUAAGUUCAGGUCUGUGGCUUCCUUUAUGGAAUCAAUCCAUCUCUUGCUUGGCCUUCCUCUUUUUCUACUCCAAAGGGGGCCCAUCUAGUCCAGCAUACUGUUCUCAUAGUGGCCAGCCAGAUGCCUCUUCUGGGAACUCUACAAGCAGAAUGAGACUGCAAGGGAGCUCUCCACAUUUAAUUCCUUUGUUUAGUAGAUACGUAUUUGGCUGAACGCUGCCUUCAGGGGAUCAACGAACAGAACAAUAGCAGAGGGGAAAGCCAAAUAAGACACACUCACAGAGAUUAUGUCAUUACAGCCAUCCAGCCUAGAGGUCAGUGAGGCAUGGAUCAUAGUGGUCAAGAGUCCUCAUUUUCUAGGAGUGGCUGUAGCUGGCCAGGUACAGCAGCCUAAGCUGAAAAAAGGCUCUUUUCACAGCAGUUACCAAAUGGGAACUCUUAAAAAAAAAAGCCAGGCUUACCAUUAUCCCCAAGGCAUGGCCCCAUCUAGAACGGGGGAACGUCUAACCUCCUGAUCAAUUGUACCUCCCACCAUUAACAUCACCAUCUUAGGCUGUGAGCACACUAGUCGCUUACAGCAAAGCGUUUCCAUUGGCUGCACCUGGAGGGGAAAUGGGUUGAUCUGCCAAUCAGUUGCAAAAUCUUUUUGAAGCUAAAUUAAAAACAACCCUGAAGCUGCUCCCACCAGGAUUUACAGUAAAAAUGGGGCAGGUUUGACGAGCAUCGUGUGUCCCCGAUUUCAGGAGAGAGAGGUGGAGACGCACUGGAACCGGAGGGACAGGGAGUGUGUAUCUACGCUUAGAUGGAUUCCAUUUCAGUUUUAUUCACCAUCACCCUGUCCAUUGUUAAGCACAUAAGAAGAGCCUGCUGGAUCAGGCCAGUGGCCCAUCUAGUCCAGCAUCCUGUUCUCACAGUGGCCAACCAGGUGCCUGGGGGAAGCCCGCAAGCAGGACCCGAGUGCAAGAACACUCUCCCCUCCUGAGGCUUCCGGCAACUGGUUUUCAGAAGCAUGCUGCCUCUGACUAGGGUGGCAGAGCACAGCCAUCACGGCUAGUAGCCAUUGAUAGCCCUGUCCUCCAUGAAUUUGUCUAAUCUUCUUUUAAAGCCAUCCAAGCUGGUGGCCAUUACUGCAUCUUGUGGGAGCAAAUUCCACAGUUUAACUAUGCACUGAGUAAAGAAGUACUUCCUUUUGUUUGUCCUGAAUCUUCCAACAUUCAGCUUCUUUGAAUGUCCCCGAGUUCUUGUAUUAUGAGAGAGGGAGAAGAACUUUUCUCUAUCCACUUUCUCAAUGCCAUGCAUAAUUUUAUACACUUCUAUCAUGUCUCCUCUGACCCGCCUUUUCUCUAAACUAAAAAGCCCCAAACGCUGCAACCUUAGAAUCAUAGAAUCAUAGAGUUGGAAGGGGCCUUGUGGGCCAUCGAGUCCAACCCCCUGCUCACAGCAGGAAAUUCACAGCUAGAGCAUCCCUGGCAGACAGCUGUCCAGCCUCUGCUUGAAGACAUCCAGCGAAGGGGAUCCCACCACCUCCCUAGGCAGUCGGUUCCAUUGCCGAAUUGCCCUUACUGUCAAGAAGUUCCUUCUAAUGUCCAAUCUGAAUCUACGCUCCUGCAACUUAAAACCAUUAGACCUAGUCCUACCCUCUGGGGCAGCAGUGAACAAAUCUGUACCCUCCUCUAUGUAACAGCCCUUCAGGUACUUAAAGAGUGCAAUCAUGUCACCCCUCAGCCUUCUCUUCACCAGACUGAACAUGCCAAGUUCCUUCAACCUUUCCUCAUAAGACUUGUUCUCCAUACCGGCUAUCAUCCUCGUCGCCCUCUUCUGAUCCCGCUCUAACUUGUCUAUAUCUUUCUUAAAAUGAGGCGCCCAGAACUGAACGCAGUAUUCCAGAUGAGGCCUGACUAAUGCAGAAUAUAGUGGGACUAUUACUUCCCUCAACCUGGAAACUAUAGCUCUGUUUAUGCAGCCCGAAACCGCGUUUGCCUUUUUUGCCACAGCAUCACAACUGCUGGGUCAUGUUCAACUUGCGAUCCACUACAAUUCCAAGGUCCUUCUCACACGCACUACUGCUAAGCCAGGUAUUUCCCAUCCUGUACCCGUGCAUUUUGUUUUGUGGCCUAAAUGCAGAAUCCUGCAUUUGUCUUUAUUGAAUGUCAUUUUAUUAAUUCCAGCCCAAUUUCCUAGUCUAUCCAGGUCCCUUUGGAUUUUAUUCCUGUCUUCCAUUGUGUUAGCUAUUCCUCCCAGUUUCGUAUCAUCCGCAAACUUCAUAAGGCUUCCCUCCACUCUGUCAUCUAAGUCAUUGAUAAAAAUGUUCAAGAGUAUCGGCCCCAGGACAGAACCCUGUGGCACUCCACUCGAAACCUCCUUCCAGUCCGAAGCAGAGCCACCGACGACCACGCUUUGAGUAUGGUUUUCCAACCAGUUGUGAAUCCACCUGACAGUAUUUCCAUAUAGUCCGCAUUUGACUAGUUUGCUAAUCAAAGGGUCGUGGGGGACUUUGUCAAACACUUUGCUGAAAUCUAGAUAGAUGACAUCUACAGCAUUUCCACCAUCUACUAAGCUAGUGACCCGAUCAAAAAAAGAGAUGAGAUUAGUUUGACAGGAUUUUUUCUUGACAAACCCAUGCUGGCUCCUUCUAAUCACAGCAUUGUCAUCUAGAUAGUUGCCAAUGGACUCUUUUAUUAUCCGUUCUAAUAUCUUUCCCGGUAUUGAAGUCAGACUGACCGGCCUGUAAUUCCCCGGAUCUUCUUUUUUACCCUUUUUAAAGAGCGGGACGACGUUUGCUCAUCUCCAAUCCUCCAGCACCUCUCCCGUUCCUCAUAAGGAAUGGUUGUCUCUAUGUGCUUGUUUGGAUCUGACUCUGUUGACAAGGAACACCAGAGGUCAGUGUACCAGGUCAGGGUAUUGGUCUAUCUGGCCGAGGAGUGUCCACUCUGACUGGGAGUGGCUCUUCAGGGGCGUCUCAGGCAGAGAACGGUUCUCCGCAUCCACUGCUGCUUGGAUCCUUUUCUAAUUUGUUUUUAAAUUGUUUUUAAAUUGUUUUUAGAUUUUUUAAAUUGUGUUUUUAAAUUGUUUUUUGUGUUUUAAAAUUUGUAUAUUUGUUUUUAAUGUUUUAAAUUGCUGUAAACUGCCCAGAGAGCUUUGGCUAUGGGGCGGUAUAUAAAUGUAAUAAAUAAAUAAAUAAUCAGGAGCACGAGGAACUGCAAGGAGAACCUCCUGCAAGCCAAGCCAGUGCUCUGCUAGCACGCUCUGGUCUUCCCUUCCCAAAGUAAACACAAGGUCUUCAGGCCAUCUCUCCCAUGCAGAUGCCAAAAAGUGUGUGUGAAUCUAACUCAACCAGCAGAACCUCAUGACAGUGAAUCCCAGCACCACCUCAGGAACGUAAGUGGAGCCCUGGCUGCAGGAUCAAGCCAAAGGGGGCCCAUCCAGUCCAGCAUCCUGUGCUCACAGUGGCCAACCAGACGCCCAUUAUGGGAAGCCCACAAGCAGGAAGUGAGCCAAGAGCCGCACUCUCCCCUCCUGGCAAUUUCAGCAACUGGUAAAAUGUGCACUUAUCUGAAUCUUUGAAAUUUGCACCAGUCUCCCUUCUCAUUGUUUGUUUAUUUAUUUAUUACUUGAAUUUAUAUGCCACUUUCCCAUACAAAUAUGCUCAAAGUGGCUUACAAAACUUAUUAGUUUUAAUAUCUAUGAAAAAUUGUAUUUCAUAACCAGCGUCUCUGAUUAGGAAGGACAGUAGCCUCAAUGCUGCUAAUUCUAAUAAUUCAAUUACUAAAUUACUUCUCAAGAUGCAUGGCCCCUGAAGAAAUAAUGUUAAGUGCUAAUAGCUAUACCAUGUGUGUAUAUUAACCAAAAAAGGGACUGUCCUCACCUUCAUUAUUUCCUGCUCUUUCAUUUAUCUGGGGCAAGGCUCACUGAAACCGAGCCCCUUAGAGAUAUUCAGUUCAAAGGUCAUGAUAAAAAUAAAAAUAAUUGUUCUUCAAAUGCUAUUUUCAAAGGCCAAAGUUUCUGCCUUGAGACAUGUCUGGAAGGCAAUUUAAUGACAACAAUAUCCACUUAAGCAGGCAACCCUAUUGCGGGACCUCAUAAUAUCAUCUGCAGCAUGGAGGGGGGCUGUCAUUCAGGUGAUUCAUCUUCCAAUGUGACAGAUGCCAUCAUCUGCCAGCAAUGACCUCCUUCAUUCCACAGAGCAUAUAUAGGCCGGUCCCUUCACAUAAAAAAUAAACGCACACCCAUCUGAUCAGAAAUGGCAGUAUUAAAAAGCUGGGGUGGAGUGGGGGGAAUCAGUUCAACCUGCCAGGACAUUCUGUAAGUGGCCCCAGAGAGUCCAGCCUGGGGCAAAGCAACUUCAAAGGGAGACUGCAAGAUGAACAGCUGAAUCACAGCACGACAAGAGGUUUAGUGCCAUCACUUGGGGACUGAACCAAGAUAAGGGGUUCUUAGCACGUGACAUCGCAGAGACCAUCUCCUUCUCUAUAGGCUCUCUUGGGUGAUAAGAUCAGCAGAGGGGGGGACUUCUUGGUCGUUUUGCUACCCUCAGAAGUUUGGGGGAUGGUGCCCCGGGAGAGGGCCUUCUCUGUGGCAGCCCCCAAGUUGUGGAAUCCCCUCUCUACGGAGCUGCAUCUAGCACCUUCGUUAUACAGUUUUCUGCGAAUGUUAAAGAUGGACCUCCUUACCCUGGCCUUUGGCUCCUGAGAUGUCUGUUUUCAGAACCCCCUCUGUUCUUGUGAUUGAAAUGUGUUUGAAUUCUUUUUAAUGUUGUAUUUUAGAUUUUGUAAUCAGACCUGGGCCCUAUUGGUGAAGGGUAGGCAGUCAAUCAAUCAAAUUAUUAUUAUUAUUAUUAUUAUUAUUAUUGCUGUAAACUACCCAGAGAGCUUCGGCUAUGGGGCAGUAUACAAGUGCAAUAAAUAAAUAAAUAAAUAAAAUUUGGAGAAAUUCUCAUUAA
Messenger RNA from Rhineura floridana, 6487 nucleotides. It is a transcript of the gene ART1, whose product is annotated as ADP-ribosyltransferase 1. The record is from RefSeq and is a predicted model, not a curated record. Lineage: Eukaryota; Metazoa; Chordata; Lepidosauria; Squamata; Rhineuridae. The transcript has 5 exons. Bases 152 to 1090 code for a protein of 312 amino acids. Gene Ontology annotation, molecular function: NAD+-protein-arginine ADP-ribosyltransferase activity; NAD+ poly-ADP-ribosyltransferase activity.